GGCUUAUUAUCAUAAGACACCGGCAAAAAUACACGCUCGUACCUCCCCCCUUUCCCCCCUAUACCCCUCGCGGCGUUCAAAACCGAAAAAUUAACUCGAUUGUUUUUAGUUAAGUUUUUGUCGCCGCCUAUAAACGAUCAGUACCCGCGUAUCGGUCGUACUAACCGCUAGUACUCACGCAACAAUGGCUAAAUCGAAAGUAGCCGAUCUCCAGAGCCUACUGCGGCGCUCAGUAGGCGAGGACAUAGAAAUUUUGGAUGAAAAAACCACCCUGCUCACCGCUCCAGGUGAGCACUACGGCUCCGUAAUGCUCGCGCUUGAGGUCAAGAUCAAACGCCACUCAAAACAACCUGAAGAAGAGUUAAAAUUAGUCGCUAAACUCAUCCCAGCCAACGAAAUGCUCAGACUAGCUUUCGACAUUCCAGUAACUUUCAAAAAAGAAGUCAUAGCCUACACAGAAUCCAUUCCAACAUUAGUCCAGUUCCAGUUAGAGCACAACGUUCCAGAACGUGACCUACACGACAACCUGUUCCCUAGAUGCUUCGGAGCACGCUUGAACCUGGACGAGAACAAAAACUCAACCGUCAACGAGGACGCGGUUCUUAUUUUCGAAAACCUCAAAGUCCAGGGCUUCGUAACUGAAGAUAGACUCAAAGGGUUUGAUUUGAGUGCCACCAGGGUGAUUCUGAAAGAUCUGGCUAGGUUCCAUGCCACCCCUAUAGCUCUGAGACUCCUUAAACCUGAACUGUUCCAACAAAAAGUUCUUCCGAGUGGUGUGUUCAAUCGGGGACUUGAUACACUUCCUGAAGAAGUAGGGUUGGCGUUCCAUAAUGCUAUUCUGGAUGGUGCGAGGGAUGUUCCGGAACUAGGACCUUAUUUGGAGAGGAUUCAGAAGGUUGCUGAUGCAGGUGCCAAGAAACCCUGGGUUUUGAGGGAGAAUGAAAGUGAUGUUUGGGGUACAAUCUGUCACGCAGACUUCUGGGUCAGUAACACCAUGAUCCUCAAGGAUGAAACAGGUAAAACCAUCAAAAACAAGAUCGUGGAUUUACAGUUAAACAGAUUUUGGUCCUGUGUAACUGACCUAGUCUUCUUCUUGUACACCAGCGUGGUUAACAGUGUUCUUGAAGAACACUUUGAUGAAUUCCUUAAACUCUAUCACGAAAAUUUAAUUAAGAAUCUCUCAUAUUAUUCUUUGGAUCUGGAACCGUACUCCUGGAAUAAUUUUCUGGAAGAGUUGAAUAAAGUGGCCCCUACAGAAAUAUACCAUGUGUUGAUAAUGUUGAAACCGAUCUGUACUGAACGAGGUAAAGUGACAAAUAGUUCGGAGGAGUUUCAGGAUACUGACUGGAGUAGGAAAGAUUUGUUAGGUCCCAAUCAUCGGAGAAAACUGAAAGAUACAGUUUUGUCUCUGGUGAAACGAGGAUGGAUAUAAAUAAAUUGUUUUAUUUUUAAAUUAGUUAAUUAUAUAAAUAAAAAGUGUUUCGAGGUGGGUGUAAUUAAUUAUAGCUUAAGUAAAAGUAUGAAAUGACAUAUAGUGAUAUUUUUUCUAAUGUUUAGAAUUAAAUAAAUUUUAUAAGAAAUAUAUAAAAAGUAUAUCUAUAUUAAAUCUAUGUUCAAAAAUCUUUGGCUAAUUUUUUUUACAAUAAUGUUCAUAAUUUUUCAAGUUAUUUAAAAAUGUAAAUAAUUAAUUUUUUUAUGCUUAAGUUCCAUAUUGUUACUUUAUUUUUAAUAAGUUGUAGAUAAAAAUAAAACACAUUGUACAUAUUUAUUACAUGUUAUUUUUUGUCAAUAUUAUGUAUUCCAU
This is a messenger RNA of Sitophilus oryzae (rice weevil), 1804 nucleotides long. RefSeq lists its product as uncharacterized. The record is from RefSeq and is a predicted model, not a curated record. The coding region runs from base 185 to 1432 and encodes 415 amino acids. NCBI's taxonomy places the organism in Eukaryota, Metazoa, Arthropoda, Insecta, Coleoptera, Curculionidae. The transcript has a single exon.